AUGUUGUCAUUCAAAGCAUUGAAACUAAAACUUCGUCAGUUGUCGAUUCGAUAUUGUCUAGUCUUAAUUCCAUUAUCCGGUAUCUUAGUUCUAGUGACUUUAAGCAUUUUAUUGGAUCUCUCAAGUGACAACAAAGUCACAAAUUUCACCGAACAAAAAUUAGCCAAAUUUAAAGCACACAAAUUUUUACGUAAAUGUCGUGACUGGCACGAUUAUGAGCAAAUUUAUAAAGAUCGCGAGAGAGUCGGUCCGGGAGAGAAUGGAGCAGCUGUGCGACUUACAAAUGAGACUGAAAUUGCUCUCAAUGAUAAAUUGUAUAAAGAGACCGGCUUUGCUGUUGUUGUGUCUGACAAAAUUAGUGUCAAUCGGUCAAUUCAAGACACGAGACAUGCUGACUGUCAGAAAUACUUAUAUCCAGAGGAACUGCCGAGUACCUCAAUUAUUAUAAUUUUUCAUAAUGAAAUUUUUAGUGUCCUUAAAAGAACAAUUCAUUCAGUUGUGAAUCGGACACCGCCGGAACUACUGCAUGAGAUUAUUUUAGUCAAUGACUGCAGCACUAAGGAAGAGCUAUAUAAGCCACUGCAGGAUUAUGUCAAGGAGAACUUUAGAAGCACAACAAUUCGGAUUAAGAAUUUAAAGGAGAGGAAGGGAUUGAUUGUGACGAGGCUGGAAGGUGCUGAGAUUGCGACUGGAGAAGUUCUUGUGUUUUUUGACUCACAUAUUGAGGUCAACAUCAACUGGCUACCGCCACUAUUGGCACCAAUUAAAGCUAACAGAAGACUUGCUACAAUGCCGUCAAUUGACAAUUUUGAACCUGACACAUUUGAGAAUAUUCAGCUACUGGUUAUUGGGGAUCGUGGAGCAAUUGACUGGGAGCUGAUCUACAGAAGAUUCAUGAGGACCAUACCCGAUGGAGUCAAUCCUCUCAAACCUUAUCCGAAUCCAAUCAUGCUUGGCUGUGGCUUUGCAAUUGACAGAAAGUUCUUUAUGGAGGAACUUGAUGGAUAUGACAGAGAGUACAAGAUAUGGAAUGCUGAAAACUACGAACUAAGCUUUAAACUCUGGCUCUGUGCUGACGGCCUUUAUGAAGUCCCAUGCAGUCGCAUAUCCCACACAUUUCGGAUGUAUAACCCAUCUAGGAACAACAUCAAAGAAGAUUAUUUAACAAGAAACUUCAAAAGACUCGCGGAAGUGUGGCUUGAUGACUACAAAGAAGUCGUUUACAGUCGAAGUCCUGAAAAGUUUGCAAAAGUUGAUGCUGGUGACUUGAGUCGUCCGAAAGCUGUCCGUGAUCGUCUAAAAUGUAAGAACUUUCAAUACUUUUUGGAUAAUAUAGCACCUGAUAUUUUGCUGAGAUAUCCAACGACUAAGGAGACUCCAGUCUUUGCAUCUGGUCAGAUUAAGUCUGUUGUUUAUGAGAACAUCUGCAUUGACUUGCUUAAUGGAUCUGAAUUUGAUCCAAUUGGACUUUACAAUUGCGAGGAAGUUGAUGAUCCGAAGAAAAUCCCACAAAGUCAAUUUUUCAGGCUGAACUUUAUGAAAAACAUUGUUGUUGGGCACAUGGAGUUGUGCCUGGAUUCCUACAAGCUAGCAACACCUCAAUGUCAUUAUGCUGAAAGUGGUAAUCAAUAUUGGAAGUACGAUUAUGAGAAUCACAUGCUGAUCAAUUCAUAUGACGUUGGGAAUCAAUGCCUGACUGCUAAUUUUUCUGGACAGUCAAUUUAUAUGAAGGAAUGCGAUCUUGAGGACGGCGAUCAGAAGUGGAAGUUCACAUAUGAGAAUGAGACAGCAUUGAAUGACUGGAAUAAUAUUUAUACUUAUAAGAAGUUUGUGUUUGGUGAUAAGGAACUUAAUUGGGAUAGUUUGAUGCCAUUGAAGUAUGAUGAGGAAUGUCCAUUUGUAGCUUGA
Messenger RNA from Chironomus riparius, 1908 nucleotides. NCBI's taxonomy places the organism in Eukaryota, Metazoa, Arthropoda, Insecta, Diptera, Chironomidae. The record is from the annotation of a GenBank genome assembly.